AUGUCGAAACCAAUUGUUAUCGAGGUGAAGAAAGAGGUGGAAGGGGACAUCUACUCAUAUGACGGCACAUCCUACAGAAUCAAUGGAGAACGUCGUCUCGGCAUUGAUAAUAUUCUCGUCACGCUUUUCAACAUGAACAGCAAAGAGAUGCGCAGACACGCACUAUUCUGGGAUGUGAUUUCCCCUGCGGACUUGGGCAAGCUGCCAGUAUAUCCGAGACAGAUAUUUGAGGACCUUGCGACGGAAUGGCAUAAACAACAUGGUUGGCACAUCAUCACUCCUCCAUCUACACCACCCGCAGCAAACGACCUUAAAAGGGAGCUCGAUGAACCCAUCCCAGACGACCAUGAGAUUCUGUCCAGUAAGAAGAUCAAAUCGGAAGAGUUCACAAGCGACGGUGUCGACGCAGCCAUACCCUCACAUGCAGGGGAGCAUGUGAACAGUUAUUGGAGGAAGCAAACCGAAAAUCCAUGGACUCCAGAACGCAGCGAGGAUGAGAAAAACCUCAUGAACCAGCACGAGGCCUGCCGUGCCAAGCAGACUUUCGUUGCAGCUAUGGGUACUUACUGGAUUGAGUGCCCACUCAUUGAGAAUGAACACCCAGAACUAGUAGGCAGUCUGCGCAUGGUCGUUCAAGCCCUUGAUGAAGAUACACAGGAACGUGGCUUGCUCGAGGCCCACCUCAACCUUGGGCUAUUGAAAGGCACCAUGGUUAUGGGGCCUGGCCUUGACAUAGUCCAAGAUUGGUGUUACAGACACCUGAGCCAGCGUUCAAGAGAUGGUGGCAAUGGGAAAUGCAGGAUUGACAAGGACACAGAAAGACUUCGAGACGUUCUAGAAGAGCUCAAAAGAGUAAAUAGAAUACCUAUGGACGCGAUCAUUAAAUCACCGCCUCUCGACUUACGAAAGCCACUCGACCUCGACUGCGAAGCUCGACUAUACGAGAACAGACCAUCCAUUGGUGGACCCAUUCGGAUCUCUGGCAAUACCGCGCAUCUCGAAUUCCGGGUAGAUAGUUUGUAUUUCGAAGGCAAGAUCAAUCUUCCUAUGAUCAGCGACACGCCUGUAAAGAUUUCUGGUCACAGAAUCAAAAGCGAUGAUUCUUGCACCGUUGAGAAGUGGUUGGAUUACGAUACUUCGAAGGUCGAAUAUGGGGCGGUGUGGAAUGAGUUUUGA
Messenger RNA from Alternaria hordeiaustralica, 1176 nucleotides. RefSeq lists its product as uncharacterized. The transcript has 2 exons. The record is from RefSeq and is a predicted model, not a curated record. Lineage: Eukaryota; Fungi; Ascomycota; Dothideomycetes; Pleosporales; Pleosporaceae. Bases 1 to 1176 code for a protein of 391 amino acids.